Messenger RNA from Rattus rattus (black rat), 1340 nucleotides. It is a transcript of the gene Taf1d, whose product is annotated as TATA-box binding protein associated factor, RNA polymerase I subunit D. The record is from RefSeq and is a predicted model, not a curated record. Lineage: Eukaryota; Metazoa; Chordata; Mammalia; Rodentia; Muridae. The transcript has 6 exons. Gene Ontology annotation, biological process: regulation of DNA-templated transcription. Bases 441 to 1340 code for a protein of 299 amino acids. Gene Ontology annotation, cellular component: nucleoplasm; nucleus; RNA polymerase transcription factor SL1 complex.
AGAGCGCUCUUUUCGGAGCGGCGGAAGAGGUAAACGGUUGUUCGUGUGGGGUGCUCCGGUCUACCGCGGCCGACCGGGCGGGGUCGCCGGGACCGCGGGGACCAUGGGGGCCGCAGGGCGGGCUCUUUAGGCGGCUGUCCGCGCGGAAACGGCGCUCUCGUAGGCCUAGGAGCAGCGGAGCGGGCCAGGCUCCGGCCUUCCGCAGACCGCGCGAGGCUCGGAGUCGCUGUUGGGAGAGGCCGAGGUGUUCUGGGCCUGGAAGGCGUUUUUAGUGUCUUGUAAGCGAUCGUGUGCUGCCUGCCCACAUAUCUAACGUGCUUAAAGUAAGGGUCUUGUCAGCCGGCCCACGGCACAGGUUGGACUCAGCUCACCACGUGGCCUCCAAAGCUUGCAGUCGCGAAUUUGAAAGGAGCAUUCAGAAAACUGGGUAAAGCAAAGUGAUGGCUCAAUCAGAGGUGAAUUCUGUUGACUGUGUGACAUCGGAUAGAGAUGGGGACAUUGGAGAUCAAAGUGAUGACUCAUCCAAUAGCAGCUUAUUUAAAACACAGUGUGUUCCUUCACCUACAAGAAAGCAAAGAAUCCCUACUGUGAAAUGUGUUCCUUCACUUGCAAGUGUUGAAACAGAUUCAUCAAGUGACUCUUCUCUAGAACCAAGGCCUUUGACUUUAAAGGCUAUUUUUGAAAGAUUUAAGAAAAAGAAAAGGAAAAAGAGGAAAAAGAGAAAAUAUAAGCCAAAAUUAAGACGACAAGGAAGACCAUCUGGAACGAGGAACAUUAGAAGGUCACAAAUAGAUGCAAAACAAAUUAAAGACAAAGGAGCUGUGUUUCCGUUCUUAGAAUCUGAAAGUGGAAGAAAGACUUUACCUUGGAAGAAAAUUUUAACAUAUGAGCAAGCAGUUGCAAGAGGAUUUUUUCACCACAUUGAAAAACUCAAGUAUGAACACCACCUUAAGGAAUGCUUGAGCCAAAUGCAUGCUGGGGAAGAUUUAGAAAAGGAAGACUUUGACAGCCGUAGACACAAGUACAUGGAUGAUGAUGGUCCUCUUUCUCCUAUUGAAGAGCCGUCAACUGAAGAUGAAGCAACAGAUCCUCAGUCUGAAUGUGAUAUCAAGUUGGUUGAAGACAGUUGCUUUAUAAUAAGUACAGAAUUCCCAAGGAAGAGAAACUUAGAACAAGAAAAGAUUAAGAAAGAAUCUGCAUUCUCUAAAAAGACCAAAGCCAAGGAUGCCACACAGAGAGGGCACAGAAGGUCCUGGAAAGGAGAUGAACGUGUGAAUAUCGAGGAAGGUAAAGACCACAAGGGAUUGUGUUGUGUAUGUCAAGAAGAUGAAGAAACGUAA